Molecule: messenger RNA, 1871 nt
Organism: Phytophthora nicotianae INRA-310
Lineage: Eukaryota; Oomycota; Peronosporomycetes; Peronosporales; Peronosporaceae
Exons: 1
Coding region: 1-1812 (603 amino acids)
Source: RefSeq, a predicted model, not a curated record
AUGGUCCGUGUGGGCGUGCGGAGGAAUUUAGCGCUUCUGGUUCUGUGUAUUUCAUGUGACUCGCAGUGUUCUGGAGCUUCCGUCUCCAUCAUCGAGCGACAUGUCGAGCCCACCACUUUAGUUACGACUGCUGCCACAUCGGACUCGGAGCCCAUUUGGCUCGUGCUGCCGAUGUUGCUGGACGUGCAACCGGUGCUGCUCAAGCUGGACGUGACACGACACGUUCCUGCACAGAUUCAGAGCUGCUGUCGCGAUCAUGGGGUAGACUCAAGGAGGUGUGUUGGUGCAAUCCGAGAGGCGCUGGAUGAAGUCGUGAACUUCCAGCGGUUCUGCAAGAAACCGACUGCUGAAAGCGCUUUGCCUGGGUUUAUAGUGACCAAGAAUGUGCUAAAGGAUAAUACGGAGUCCUCAUCAGCGUCUUGGCUGCAGAAUGACCCAGAAGAUGUCGCGAUCGAUUUCUGCGGGUUUGCGCAGGCAAAGGCAGCAGUAGAGCAGAAUGAUAAGUGCGUUGAGGCGCUUGAGAAGUCACUGCGUCUGUCAUUUGACUGGAUGCUCGCACUUACUCAGUGUGAGCAGCAAGCUGAGCGAGCUGGAGAUGAAGUUGCAACAGCUGAUUCAGAGACGCCAAGCAUUGCUGAGCGACUAGCUACCGUAGAAGAAAUGAUUGCUGCACUUCAGAGCUCUUCGGAUGUGUCACUGGUAGUGACCAGUCAAGAGCCUAUAGAAGAAAGCGUGGAUGCCACUUUCAAUGCUGAAGGUGAUGUCGUCGAAGAGAUCAGCGAGUCGGAAGAAGCAGAAAGUGUCGUGUCUGAAGUAAACAAUUCUGAUAUUCAAGAAACCACGACUAUAAGUGUAGACAAGCAGCAAGGCGAUGAACUUGGCAUUCACGAGCAAUCUAUUGAGCUGGGAAGAGCCAGCUUGAACAACAGUGAUGCCCAUCAGAGACCUAUUGAAACUGAGAUUCCCAACACUUUGGCAAUGCGAGUCGGCGCUGGCGAAGGUGGAAUCACCGCAGCAGGUAACAGCUCAACGGAGGCUUCAUACACGCCGCUCCAGGACAAAGAGCUGGGUCGUAUUGGUGAAGACUUGAAGUCAUUGAAAGCUGGUGCAGCUCUCGUGUUGACGCUGUCGAUCCUGUACUUGGCUGUCGAUUUGAUACUUCACUGCGUGCACUACGUAACUGGCAAUCUUGGGGCUCCGAAACAACUCGCUAGUGUGGUUCUACACGAUAUCCUGCUUCUCCUUGGCAGUGGCCCUCGUAGCACAUGCAAGCUUACGUACAAGGGAAGUGACGACUUGAAGAAGCCCAGCUCACGACGAUUCAAGGUUACAUCCGAGGAAAUCAUCAAUCAGCCUAAACCAGAAGCCAAAGGCGUUGAAAAGAACACACAUGACGGAUCAGUGAAGUUACAGGUUAUACCUCACCACUCCACACCCAGCUUCACGUGUGUGGCGAUGAUACUGAGCAUCACAAACGACUCAAUUGCAUUGCCACACGACGUUCGGACGCAACCGACUCCAAACUUCGUUCAAGACAGCAACGAAGCUCUCAAGAUGAUUCAGCAGAAAUACGAUCAGGAACUAACUGCAGCGCAACGAAUCCAGAACGCGUGGAAAGCUGUUCAGCGCAAGGUUUUACUCAAGCAAGAGUGGGAAAACUCCUUCAACGCCGCUGCUGAAAAGUCUGACAGCAAUACCCCGAUCUUCCAACUUGUUCAACAUGCCAACAAACCACCAGCUCAAGCUCCACGAACGGAGAUAGUGACCACAGGUCUCCGGCGCUUCGUACCAAACCCUUUACCUCCGCGUUAACCAAGCGCAGAGCUGCCCAUAUGCAUUGUAAUUCCAUAAAUGGCGAGAGUUUGUAGCUG